Messenger RNA from Onychomys torridus (southern grasshopper mouse), 2147 nucleotides. Its product is annotated as glutathione S-transferase Mu 2-like. The record is from RefSeq and is a predicted model, not a curated record. Gene Ontology annotation, biological process: glutathione metabolic process. The coding region runs from base 300 to 956 and encodes 218 amino acids. Gene Ontology annotation, molecular function: glutathione transferase activity. The transcript has 8 exons. NCBI's taxonomy places the organism in Eukaryota, Metazoa, Chordata, Mammalia, Rodentia, Cricetidae.
AAGAGGGUUUGGAGCAGGAGAAAAGAUUUUGCCUCCAGGGUGCACAGAACAGAAUCUUGGGGCAGAGGUGGCAAAAGAUCUAAUCCCUCCUCUCUCGGAGAGGGUGUGGCCCUCUGCCUUCUGGGUCAGGAACCGUAGCUCUGGUUACACAAGGGAGGAAGGGGAGUGCCUGACUGGGAUUGGUGCAGAGUGGGGAGGGACGGGACGAGUCUGCAUAAAGUCACAGCUUGUCCAAAGACCCAGCUCUACCCUGCUGAAGCCAGUCUGAGAAGAGCAGCCCCAGCCCCAGCCCCAGCACUAUGCCUAUGAUACUGGGAUACUGGAACGUCCGCGGUCUGACACAAUCCAUCCGCAUGCUCCUGGAGUACACAGACUCAAGCUAUGAGGAGAAGAAAUACACCAUGGGGGACGCUCCUGAUUAUGACCAAAGCCAAUGGCUGAGUGACAAAUUCAAGCUAGGCCUGGACUUUCCCAAUCUGCCCUACUUAAUUGACGGGUCACACAAGAUCACCCAGAGCAAUGCCAUCCUGCGCUACCUUGCCCGCAAGAACAAUCUGUGUGGAGAAACAGAGGAGGAGAGGAUUCGUGCAGACAUUGUGGAGAACCAGGUUAUGGACAACCGCAUGCAGCUCAUCAGGCUCUGUUACAACCCUGACUUUGAGAAGCUAAAGCCAGAGUUCUUAAAGACCAUCCCUGAGAAGAUGAAGCUCUACUCUGAGUUCCUAGGCAAGCGGCCCUGGUGUGCAGGGAACAAGAUCACCUAUGUGGAUUUCCUCGUGUAUGACAUCCUUGACCAGCACCGUAUAUUUCAGCCCCACUGCCUGGAUGCAUUCCCAAACCUGAAGGAUUUCAUGGUCCGCUUUGAGGGCCUGAAGAAGAUAUCUGACUACAUGAAAAGCAGCCGCUUUAUAUACAAACCAUUUUAUGUAAAGCUGGCCUUUUGGAACCCAAAAUAGGACAACAAAGCCCAGACCCACAGGAAAAUUCAUGACCAUCCUGCUGGCUCUGGCCCUUGGGCAUGGCUCUGUGUCCCCACCAAAUGUUGUUUUCCUCUUCUUUUUAUUCCCCAUUCUUUCAUUUCUUCUUACAAGCCCUUCCUUCAGUCAAGCCUCUGUGUCCUUGGGCUCCCCAUUUCUUCCUCAGUCUCCUGCUCCUAUUCCUUUUUCCUGCCCUGUAUCCAGCCAUCCCUCACUGCUGCUUGGAGGAAUGGACCUACCAUGAUCCAUGGCAUAUUAUAGCAGAUGAUAACUGAUAUGCAUAAGGUCAACCCACAAGAUGAAUAACUCUCUGAUGGAGGAAACUCUUCAAUCAAGGCUUCCAGGGCCACUGCCUACACAUGACUCUUCUGCUUCUGUCUGUACUGUUUUACACGUGCCACUACAUUUCUCCUCUAAAUACAGCUAUGAGUAUUUUCCCUACUGCCUAUGUGUUUAUCUGGUGAAUAUAUUCCAUCUACUGGACACAUAUAUAUCUGUAGAUGGUCAGGAAGAUGAUUUCUUCUUAAGAUGUAUAAUUUUGGUGAAUAGAAAUAAUGCUAGGAUACUUUUCAUAGCUCAGGAUGACAUAGGAAAAUAACAGUGUUCUCUGGUACAAAGAUACCUUUUUACACAAUUAGCUGAUUUAAGACCUCAGAGCAAAUUCAGUGCAAAUAAAUGCACAUGGACAAAUUCCCAAGUGUCUGUUGAACCAAGGUCAGGCACAAAGGCAACUUUAGUAGACAUAACACCCUGUAUAAAUUCUCUCAGCAAUUGAUUUUUUUUUUUUUUUUUUUUUGCACAAACUCCUAAAUCUUUGUUUUAUGAUACAAGACUCAAGGUUCAGCCAACUAACUGAUUAUGUUUAGGUCCUGGGAUGCUUUCAAGGUUACUGUCCCUCCAGGAGGUGCAGAAGCAUUCAGUGUUAGGUUGCUCCCACCUGGUCACCAAGGAGCCUGGCUGACAGUUAAGCAUUGUCAUGGUAAAUCACUUCCAGCUGAUCAGUGUGACAUCUCAAGUCUGAGAGAAACUAUGUUAUCUCAUGUGUUAUCAGAAUGUCUCUGCUUCUUAUUGUUUAUUCAAGAAAUGCAUUGGGACCCUCAAAAUGCAACUCAUAUUUUGUCUAGAGGUUUUUGUUGUUGUUGUUGGAGAGAGAUGUAGCUGUGUGGAGAC